AUGACAAUCAGAUUCAAUAAAAUUGCACCAGUGCCACAGGCAAAUGAGCUAGUCGACAUCUGUCUCAGUAAAACGAACAGAGGAACACCAACAGUCAUCCAUAGACACCUUGAGAUCACAAGAAUACGAAACUUCUACAUCAGAAAGAUCCGCUUCUGUGCUGAGCAGUUUUCAGAGCGAAUUGAGCACAUUCUGGCUGAAUUCCCUGUUCUGGAUGACAUUCACCCAUUCUUCAGUGAGCUAAUUACAAUUUUGUACGAUAAAGACACCUACAAAAUAUCAUUAGGCAAGUUGAACUCAACCAGGGGUAAAAUAGGCCAAAUUGCAAAGCAUUCCAUCAAAAUGAUCAAAUACGGUGAUACGAUGUACAGGUGCAAGUGUCUGAAACGUGCUGGACUGGGGCAGAUGGCCAGUCUCGCAAGCAAAUUGAAGAACGAGCUGAAGUACCUUGAGGAAGUCAGGCAGCACUUUAAUAGGCUUCCGCACAUAAAUCCACUUGGUCGAACUGCGAUUGUUGCUGGAUUCCCAAACGUAGGGAAGUCGUCCUACGUUGCAGCAGUCACCAAAUGCAAGAGCGAGGUCGCAGACUACGCCUUCACGACCAAGGACAUCUUUGUUGGACACGUUGAGCACAAGAGUCUCCAAUACCAGUUUCUUGAUACGCCUGGAAUUCUGGAUCACGCCCUGGAUGAAAGGAGCAGGGUUGAGAUGCUUACAAUUGGAGCAAUGGCCCAUCUAAAGAGCGUAGUUCUCUUCUUCAUUGAUGCAAGUGGGACAUGUGGCCACAGUUUGGCCGAACAGGUUGCCCUCUUCAAUUCCAUAAGUGUCCUAUUGAACUCCAAGUUCAUUAUUGUUCUGGCAAAGGGCGAUUUGGUGAAAGAGGUGCCAGUUGAAUUGAAUGAGUUUCUAGAGAAUAAGGUGGUAGUUACCAUUUCAAGAAUGGAUAAGGAAUCAUUCUCAAGACUAACCAGUUUGGCUUGUGAGACAAUAUUGGAUGAGAAGGUGGAGAUGAAACAGGAGAAGGUGGAUGGGUUUAUGCACCGAAUAAGAGUAGUUGAAAGCAGGCAGAAGCUGCCAAUUUAUCAAGGAAGCCAUCUUGGAACAAACAGUCUAAGUGGAAUAAGGAUGGAGAAUGAGGCGUAUUUGACUAGUGAGAAGUACGAUACAAUUCCAGAAAUAAUGAAUGGGAAGAAUAUCAUGGAUUUCUAUGGCCAUGGGAAUAUUCUGGAAGCAGUGAGGCAGAUUGACGUAGCAUGCAGGAAUGCGGAGGAGUACGAUGUAUUGAAUAAGGAAGAAUACGAGUUGUACGACCAGAUUAAUGACUGUAGGAGAAAGGCAGUACAGCAGAACAUAUUCAGAAAGAGGGGACUGGUUGUGAAGGGACACGAAGUGGAGGAAGCCACCGUGGCCAAUGAGCAGAGCACGAGGCCAAAUGCAGGCAGUGUCAAACACAACAAGAAAGUGAAACAGGAGAGUGAGAAGAGAGUUGUGGACAAUAAGCCACGUCACUUGUUUAGGGGCAUCUCAAACAAGCAUGCUCGAACAAGGUAA
This is a messenger RNA of Enterospora canceri, 1551 nucleotides long. The record is from the annotation of a GenBank genome assembly. NCBI's taxonomy places the organism in Eukaryota, Fungi, Microsporidia, Enterocytozoonidae.